UAUCUUUUCCGAUAAAAAAAAAGAGAAGAAUAAGGUUUUGUCGUUUUUAUCCCAAACUUGAGAAACUAGGGUUUGUGAUGGCUUCAGUAUGUAUGUCCCGUGGGAUCCUAAAUGUGUGAUACUGAACUCACACAUUUAGGAUCCUUGAACCAUGGGAUCACUGACCCGUGGGAUCCUAAAUGUGUGAGAGCGUGCAGUAUGUAUGUCCCUGGAAAAGAGCCUGAAGGUACGAAGCGUAUGUUGGAGAAGAUUCGUGGUAAACGUGACAUACGGAUCCACUAUCACACACAAGUCGAGGAGUGCCGUAUCAUCAACGACCAGAUCGUCAAGUCACAGGGCUUUGAUGUUGAUUUCUCUAAGCUACGUUACCUUUUCGAUUUCCAGCCUGCGUUUCUCGAUGAAGUCUAUCCACUCGGCAAACCAGAUACCGGCCGGGUCUGUUUCGGUAGACUGUCUGCGGAAGCCAUUGAGAUUUACAACAAAAAGAGAGGGGACUAAUUUUGAGUUUGUUGAGGUUGAGAAAGCUAAUAUUGACUCGAACAGCGGAGAGGUCUACUUCAUCACAUUUGUAGCCAAAGAUCCUCUUGACAAGAAGACGAAAGUGUUUCAAGCUAAGGUCAUUCAUGUGUUCUGUAGAGAGAUUGUACACAGCUUCUGCAGGCUUAAACCCAAUCAACCAGAGUCCAUUGCAAAGAAAGCGCCCAUUUCAAGUAAAAAGAAGAGAAAGCAUAGGUUGAAAAUUAAACCAGGUUGUAUUAAUUCAAACCUAAAAGGUGAUGGUUUGGGCCUCGGUGAUAAGCAAGCAGCCCAGCCCAAGAGCAAAGAACAACGGUCAUCAGAAGCUACUUAUGAAAACAGAGCAGAAGGAGAUGAGUACAAGCAAAGGAUGAUGAGUGAGCUUGCAAAUCGAUUCUUUGCCCUUGCUUCAUUUGACUUAUCAUGAUGAUGCCAUCUAUAUACUACAUCUAGGGUUUUAGGCUUUUCAUAUAAAUUAUAUGGAAUCCAUGGUGAUUGUAAGAACUCGAGAGAGUUGAAAGAAAUCAAGAAGAUGAAGAGUGAAUCUAUUAUGAUCGUAUUCAA
Messenger RNA from Brassica napus (rape), 1080 nucleotides. RefSeq lists its product as uncharacterized. The transcript has 4 exons. Bases 203 to 943 code for a protein of 246 amino acids. Lineage: Eukaryota; Viridiplantae; Streptophyta; Magnoliopsida; Brassicales; Brassicaceae. The record is from RefSeq and is a predicted model, not a curated record.